Molecule: messenger RNA, 3314 nt
Organism: Drosophila willistoni
Lineage: Eukaryota; Metazoa; Arthropoda; Insecta; Diptera; Drosophilidae
Gene: ChT
Product: high-affinity choline transporter 1
Exons: 6
Coding region: 767-2584 (605 amino acids)
Biological process (GO): transmembrane transport; acetylcholine biosynthetic process; choline transport
Cellular component (GO): plasma membrane
Molecular function (GO): choline:sodium symporter activity
Source: RefSeq, a predicted model, not a curated record
UAUUUUGUCGCUCGAAACGCUAGCACGCGGAACGGCUGAAUGUGGCCAACGUGGGUUUCCUUCUUUUUGAUUUCACCCAACUAGUCAACUAGCCAAUGAAGCAGUCGAAGUCGAUAUCAUAGUUGUUAGUUGAGUGCGGGGAAAACGAUUGCAAAGUUGUAGCAUACUUUGAUGCGCACAUUGGAAAAGUUUCCCUUUUUCGUACACAUUUUCCCUAUAAAUUAUUGAAAGUUGGCGAGAGAGUGAUAAAAAACACAUUAGUUUAAUGCAGCCGUCUCCCGUCUCCCAUGUGCGGGCUACACUUCAAAACGCGUAACAGUCCGUCUCAAAAGACGUCCCUCCGUUGGGGCGACUGCUGCUGGUGCCGCCGGUGUAAUUCCUAAAAUCGCAUUGUUGAUUCCUAUAUUAAAGUAGAAUCUAGUUGAAACUGUUAUUAUUAUUAUUAUUAUCGAAUUUUCUUAUUGUGGUUCGCUUUGGAGGAUCUGUGAUCGGAACGGUGAAACUACAAGUUUGGUUUAUAAAAGAAAAUGUUGCAUAAGUUGAGGUUGAGGCACAUUUGAUUGGCGCGCAUCUUUUGCCAUCGAGACGACUAAAGAAUAACGCGUCGCCCACAGGCCUUGCGACAACGCUGCCAAUUUGAACUUGGUGGUAAAGCGGGUAAAGGUCAAACUUAUUCCUAGAGUGUCAAGUAACAACAAGGCAGAACAAGAGAGCGUGAAAUAAAUUGGACUCUAGCUAGGAGGUGGUCUUUCCAUAAACUUCAACAAUGAUUAACGUUGCUGGCGUUGUGAGCAUUGUGCUCUUCUAUCUGCUGAUUCUGGUGGUCGGUAUUUGGGCAGGGCGCAAGAAGCAGUCGGGCAAUGAUUCAGAGGAGGAGGUUAUGUUGGCUGGACGCUCGAUUGGAUUGUUUGUUGGCAUUUUCACCAUGACAGCCACCUGGGUGGGUGGCGGAUACAUUAAUGGCACUGCGGAGGCGAUCUAUACUUCGGGCCUGGUGUGGUGUCAGGCGCCCUUCGGCUAUGCCCUUAGUUUGGUGUUCGGUGGCAUCUUUUUUGCCAAUCCGAUGCGCAAACAGGGGUAUAUUACCAUGCUGGAUCCAUUGCAGGACUCGUUUGGCGAACGAAUGGGCGGCCUCCUCUUCUUGCCUGCCCUCUGUGGCGAGGUAUUCUGGGCUGCGGGAAUUCUGGCCGCACUGGGUGCCACUUUGUCGGUCAUCAUAGACAUGGAUCAUCGCACUUCUGUGAUUUUGUCGUCAUGCAUUGCCAUUUUCUACACACUCUUCGGCGGCCUCUAUUCGGUGGCAUAUACGGAUGUGAUCCAGCUAUUCUGUAUUUUCAUUGGUCUGUGGAUGUGUAUACCAUUUGCCUGGACCAAUGAGCAUGUGCGCAGUCUAAGCGACAUGGAUGUGGACUGGAUUGGGCAUGUGGAGCCGAAGCAACGGUGGUUUUACAUAGACUACGGCCUACUUUUAGUCUUCGGUGGUAUUCCCUGGCAGGUCUAUUUCCAGCGUGUUCUCUCUAGCAAGACAGCAGGGAGGGCCCAAUUGUUGUCCUAUGUAGCUGCAGCGGGAUGCAUCCUAAUGGCCAUACCGCCCGUCUUAAUUGGAGCAAUAGCCAAAGCAACGCCUUGGAAUGAGACGGAUUAUAAGGGUCCCUAUCCACUCACCGUGGACGAGACAAGCAUGAUUUUGCCAAUGGUAUUGCAAUAUCUGACGCCGGAUUUUGUCUCAUUCUUUGGUCUGGGAGCCGUCUCUGCCGCUGUCAUGUCCUCGGCCGACUCCUCGGUGCUCUCGGCCGCCUCCAUGUUUGCACGCAAUGUUUACAAAUUGAUUUUCCGUCAGAAGGCGUCCGAAAUGGAAAUCAUUUGGGUAAUGCGCGUCGCCAUCAUUGUGGUUGGCAUAUUGGCCACCAUAAUGGCCCUCACCAUUCCCUCGAUAUACGGCUUAUGGUCCAUGUGUUCGGACUUAGUCUACGUUAUCCUGUUUCCCCAACUGCUGAUGGUGGUGCACUUUAAGAAGCACUGCAACACCUACGGAAGUUUGGCUGCGUACAUUGUGGCCUUGUUAAUCCGCUUGUCCGGUGGCGAGGCCAUCUUAGGACUACCCGCCUUUAUCAAGUAUCCCGGAUACGAUGAGGAGGAAAAGCAACAGAUGUUCCCCUUUCGCACAAUGGCCAUGUUGCUCAGCCUAAUCACACUGGUCUUUGUCUCCUGGUGGACCAAAAUGAUGUUUGAAUCGGGUAAAUUGCCGCCAAGCUAUGAUUACUUCCGCUGUGUGGUCAACAUACCCGAAGAUGUGCAACGUGUGGACGACCAGUCCGAAUCUGGCGAGCAAUUGUCGGUAAUGGCUGGUCCCCUGGCACGAUCCUACGGUGCUGCGACUAUGGCUGGCAAGGAUGAGCGAAACGGGCGGAUUAAUCCAGCUCUGGAAUCCGAUGAUGACCUACCAGUUGCCGAGGCCCGACGCCUAAAUCAGCAAACAGCCCAGGCUCAAGUACAAAAAAUGCUGGACAAGGCCACGGGCAGUGGGGGUGGUCAGGUAAGUCAGUCCAUGCCCACGCCAGAGCAGGACAAUACUGCUUUCUGAGCAAUGGCAAUGGAUUAGGGACUAGAUUGAAUUGCACAGUAUUUUAACUAGUUCGCCUACAACUAUGCAAUAUAUUUUGUUUAAACUUCAUUUGAUUAAGUUGCGCUUGUUUAGAAACGGAGGCGGUCUAAACCAGAGUGGGCGGGGCUGAUGAUGUUGAUAGUGAAAAGUAUUUUGAAACACACAAGUGCUCAGGUAAAACAGUGCAGAAUGUUGAGAACGUAGAACUUAUUUAUAAUUUUGCCAAGUUGUUGUGUAGAUUUUUAUGUUUGAAUAACAAUCCUAAAAAAAACAAACGAAAAACAUAUUAAAUGCAUUUCCCAUAAAAAAUGAAGAAAAGAAAAACUGAAAAAUGGACAUUUAAAUAUACGUAUUUAUUGGCAAAGUUUUGGCAACUUGUAAAUCAUGUUUGGAACCAAAAACAAUAUAAAGCCGCAUUCCCCUUGAAAACACAAAGAAAAUAAUGUGAAUCAUGUGUCCUUCCAAAAAAAGAAGAAAACAAACGAUAACGAAAUCAACCAAAACUACAAAAAUGGGCAAACGAUAUAUAAUGAAUACAUAUCAAAAUGAUGACAGACAACAAAUACAUAUCAUGAAUGUAACAGUUUAAUAUGUAAGAGAGAAUAUCUAUAUAUAUAUACAUUGGAUAUUAUAAUAUCUAUCUACAUAUCGUACUAUACAUACAUAUCACUGUUAGUCUAAGCAUACACAAAUAUAAAGCAUACAUAUA